AGAAACACAUUUUUUAUCUAUCAAUUCCAAACAACACCUAAUUAACUAACAGACACGACUGUAUCUUGACAUUUUGACAUUUUGAACGUCAACAGCCUGAGCUCUUUUUCAAGUGAUCAAGAUCUUUAAUACAAGACUGAAAUGGGCAUCACGCAUACCGGUGAUGAUUUUGUGGAUAAUAAUUACCCUGUGAAGGUGAAGAGUCACCAGCCAGCCCACAGGCCGUCGUCUAACUUUCCAGUAGACACCUUUGACCUUAGAGUGCAUGCCCUUAUAGGCUACAUGGAAAAGGCUGUUCGUCGCCCAAUCAUAAACCACGUGCUGUACGAUGAAACAGAUGAGAGUGACGACGAUGACAUUGAAUCCGAUACCUCUAGUGGAGAAGAAACGAGUGAAUACGAAGAAGAAACCGAUGACGACAAAGAGGAAACAGAAACUAAUUCCAUGUAUACCAAAAACAAAGAUCUUGCGAGUUUCUUCACCGAAAAAGAUGGUUCCCAAGAGCCGUAUGAUGUUUAUGUUCGAUUCGCAUACAGCUCUCUACCAGAUGACAACGAUGAGCGAAUCAGCCAAGCAACACAAACAGAAAACGACCCCGCCGAGCCAGCUAACCCGCUUUUGGAGUUGUUUUCAAAAAAAGAAAAUGAAAGUGAAAGUGUGAAGAAAUCAAAGUUUGCAUGCUUUAACUGCUUCAGAGUUACACACAAUGAUGACGACGAAGACGUAAAAGAAACAACAAAAUCCGUGAAAAGGGAAAGCUCUUUCCGGAAAGUGUUCGGCUGGUUCCAGAGGUUCCAAAGAUGGAUCAACUUCUGAUUAUCUAAAUACAGACUUUUUCUAAUUCCAUGAUUAUAUGUUUUUGUUUUUUUUAUCAUUGGUACAACAUUUAUGUAACUUUAUUGCAGUUUGUUUUAAUAACAGCGAUUUAAUGAUAUUUGUGUUAUGAUCAAUGUGUUUUAUAUAAUUUGUCUGGGAAUAUGUUUAAAUAGA
This is a messenger RNA of Mizuhopecten yessoensis (Yesso scallop), 990 nucleotides long. RefSeq lists its product as uncharacterized. NCBI's taxonomy places the organism in Eukaryota, Metazoa, Mollusca, Bivalvia, Pectinida, Pectinidae. The coding region runs from base 142 to 816 and encodes 224 amino acids. The record is from RefSeq and is a predicted model, not a curated record. The transcript has 5 exons.